AUGACCAAUUCACUUGAUAUUCUCACUAUCAACACCAUUCGUACUCUUGCUGCUGAUGUCGUCCGUAAAGCCAACUCAGGACAUCCAGGGGCUCCCAUGGGAUGUGCUCCAUUGGCACACAUUCUUUUCUCAAGGUUCAUUACUGCAAACCCAGCAAAUCCAAAAUGGCCUAAUCGAGAUCGUUUCGUAUUGUCCAAUGGACACGCAUGUGCAUUGCAAUACAUUUUACUUCACAUACUCGGAUACGAUCUCACCAUGGAUGACUUGAAACAAUUUCGUCAAACUGAUAGCAAAACUCCAGGGCAUCCGGAAUCUCAUCUCACACCGGGUAUAGAAGUAUCCACAGGUCCCCUUGGCCAAGGUUUUUCCAAUGCAGUUGGAAUGGCUAUUGCUCAAGCUCAUUUUGCAGCUACCUUUAAUAAACCAUGCUACGACUUGUUCACAAAUUACACUUACGUGAUCAAUGGUGACGGUUGCCUUCAAGAGGGCGUUGCCUCCGAGGCGGCAUCGCUUGCCGGCCAUCUUAAGCUCGGCAACUUAAUUGUAAUUUAUGACGACAAUUACGUAACCAUUGAUGGUAACACUAACCUGAGCUUUACGGAAGAUGUCUUAAAACGAUUUGAGUCUUAUGGUUGGCACACACAGUAUAUAGCUGAUGGUGAUAAUGAUUUAGAAGAGAUUGCCGCUGCUAUUGAACGAGCCAAGAAGGUAACAGACAAACCAUCCAUCAUAAAAAUCAAGACAAUUAUUGGUAUUGGAUCCAAACACCAAGGUAGCGAAAAGGUUCAUGGUAGUCCCUUGGCUCCGGAUGAUAUUGUUGAAGUCAAGAAAAAAUAUGGUUUCGAUCCUGAACAAUUCUUCCACGUACCGAAUGAGGUUUACGAAUACUGUAAACAUUUUCGUGAAAGAGGAGCUAAAGCAGAAGCAGAAUGGAAUCAACUUUUGGAAAAGUAUUGUACAGAAUAUCCUGAAUUGGGUAGUGAAAUAAAACGUAGGUUCUCGAAUAAAUUACCAGACAAUUGGAUUGAUCAUUUACCUCGCUACACCCCUUCCGAUCCUCCCGUUGCCACUAGAAAAUCAUCAGAGACAGUCUUGAAUAAAAUUGCUGAUGUGCUUCCAGAGCUCAUUGGUGGCUCUGCAGAUCUAACACCUUCUAAUUUAACACGAUGGAAGACUGCUACUGAAUUUCAACCAGAGUCUGGGGGAUUGGGUAAUUAUAGUGGACGAUAUUUAAGAUUUGGGGUUCGUGAACAUGGCAUGGCUGCUGCUCUGAAUGGCCUUGCUUCCUAUGGAGGUAUAAUUCCAUUUGGUGCAUCAUUCUUGAACUUUAUUAGCUAUGGUUUGGGAGCUGUUCGUCUAUCAGCGCUUUCGUGUUUUCGCGCAAUUUAUAUAAUGACUCAUGAUUCCAUCGGUUUAGGGGAAGAUGGGCCAACUCAUCAACCUAUUGAAACCGCAGCUAGUCUCCGUGCAUUGCCAAACCUUCUAUUUCUUAGACCUGCUGAUGGAAACGAGGUUUCCGGUGCAUAUCUUGCUGCGAUCCAAAACAUUGAACGCCCUUCAGUGAUUGCUCUUUCACGUCAAAAUGUCCCUAAUUUAGAAGGUUCUUCAGUUGAAAAGACACUCAAAGGAGGAUAUGUAUUGAAAGAAGCUGAUGGAGCGCAAAUUAUCUUAGUGGGAACUGGUACAGAAGUUUCAAUCGCUGUUGAUGCAGCCAAUUUAUUAGAAAAAGACUGUAUUAAGGCGCGUGUUGUGUCUUUACCAUCCUUUGAACUUUUUGAAGAACAAAGUUUGGAGUAUCGAUUGUCU
Messenger RNA from Racocetra persica, 1806 nucleotides. Lineage: Eukaryota; Fungi; Glomeromycota; Glomeromycetes; Diversisporales; Gigasporaceae. The record is from the annotation of a GenBank genome assembly.